CGAUUACGAAUACGUACAAUAUUUCAGACAUCGAGAAGAAGAGAUAUAGCUGUUGUAAGUGACUGUAUCUAGGAUGGAUAUCGCGUCGGCCCGCUGCACAGUUCCGCAACGACGAUAGAAUGCGCCUUAGCAUGGAAGACGUUCUACCUUCAUCAAAUCGACAAGGACAUGCUGAAAAUAUCAAACUUACGAUAAUGCCCUGAUGACUAAAAUUCAACAGUCGUCCACAUCCGUAAAAAUCAUUGUUCAUCGUUUACUCAGCGAUGCGAAAGCAGUGAUGGAUUCAAAACUAGAAUCUACAAAAAGAAAACGCGCAAAAACAGAUGAAGAAUAUUCAGACGAACAUUGUGAACAGAAGCCGCUAUGCAAAUAUGGUGAAACCUGUUACCAGAAAAAUUCUUAUCAUGUACAGAAAUUUAGACAUCCCCAUAGAGAUCCUGUCGCCAAGCCUGAACCGAAGGUACAAGAAAAAUCAGAUGAAAGUAUGACAUGCCUGAUGUCCUCUGGCUCAACGGGAAUGAAAGAACAAGAAACAUCAGAACCUAAUGGUACUCCUUCAUCUGUAACUGUUGAACAGGGAAAUGACUAUCAAGAAAUUAAAGAGGAUGUUAGUGAAUUGGCACAUUCACCCUUAGAUGUCAAGGAGAACAUAAAACAAAAAUUUCUAGUUGAAAUGCCGGAUGAUUUUUACGAGUUCUGGGCAUUUUGUCAAUCAAUUUGCCAGAAAAAUACUUUAGAAUUAUUUAAGGAUUCCCUCGGAUUACAUUUAGCUGGCCCAUUUGAACUGCUUGACCAAACCCAAAAGGAAAGCAAGCCCAAACAUAAAUCAGACAAUCUUUUAAUACAGUGGCGAUUUUAUUAUGAUCCUCCUGAAUUCCAGACUGUAAUUGUUGGGGAUCUAAGCAAGGGAUAUCAUAUCGGUUAUUUCCGUGAUGCUCCAAACGAAAUGCCCGCGUUUGUUGGCUCAAACACGGAAUCAGAAGGUUGCCUUUUAACUCCCAUGGGCGAGAAUCUGUUUUCUGCUGUCAGUCAGCUAAUAUCCGUGACCGUUAAAAAAGUGGACCCAUUUAAGAAAAGCCAACUUACGUCACUAAAGAAGCAAUUAGAAGACUGGACAAACAAAAAUGGUAUUCCAAUUGAGCCACAGAGUCAAACUCUUAAAAAGCGAAAAAAGCUGGUGGUUGCUAAGACAUUUUACGAAUGUGGCAUUGUGGUCCCGGUAGAUAAAAAAACAAAAGUUGGAUACAGAGAAAUUCCAGAAACAAGUGCCAACAUAAAAAAAAUUUGUAAGAGGAUCGUUGAAAGCCAAAAUUUAUCUGAACAAAACAAGAACAGCGAUGCUCUUCAAGAAUUGGUUACUUACGUUCAGUAUGCUAAUGAUGAAUCGGACUACGGUAUGGGUCUAGAACUUGGACUGGAUUUAUUAGCCUUUGGAGGAGAGGUUUUCCAUCCAACAAUACUUCACUUGUUGGGCGUUGCCUACGAGCUUUUGGAUCGCAAAGAAUUUUUCGUUAUUCUUAAGACACAUCUGAGUAACAGGCGUAGGCUCGCAACUGCUGAAACAGAAAAUUGUAGCAUAUCACAAAUUUUCGCAAUGAGAAGAGCCCCACAAAGAGCCCUGAAAAGGAUUCCAGAUAGAAGCCAUGUGGAAUGGCAGGACUUUGACCCGAGGAUGGAGGAGUAUUACAAUGCCAAUAACCAUUACACUUCAGGACCUGGAUUACACUUACCUUGCAGUUUACCUUACACUAUGAGGACAAAUGCAUUGCCAUACAAACUGUUCGUUAGUGGGAUCCAUCCCGAUACAACAGAGGAAGGUAUAAGACACAUUUUUUGCAAUUAUGGAAAACCCUUGUCAGUAACCAGGACCAGGAACAGAAAUCAACAACCAAUAGCAUUUGUGGAAUUUGAAUCACAGUGUGAGGCUGAUAAUGCAAUUAUUGAACUCGAUGGGAAACCACCUCUUAAUUGGGAGAUAUGCUAUGCUAUGACUCGCUGUAGUGAAGAAAGGGUUUACUCACAGUUUGCAAAUCUCUCACUGGAAUCGGAUUUUGAAAGACAGACACCUAUGUUUCAAACGUCUGGCAUGGGCAGACAACCUUUCCACUCCAGGCCAUCUCCUGGUUUCACCAACAAUGAAUCAUCUAUGGGACCGACGCAGCUGACGAAUACCAUUCCCAAUUCCCUGAAGCAAGAAAUGCCGCCUUGUUUCGUAUGUGGGGCACAUGCGCCUCUUGUCUGCACAAUUUGUAAGACUAGGUAUUGCUCUCAGACAUGCCAGGGAAGUGAUUGGCCAACUCAUCAACAUGUUUGCAGACCUCCACCAGCCUUAGAGCCGGCAACUCAACGUGUAAACGCCGGUGAAAGGGCGACCCGACCCCGUUUGUCAUCUGGAAAUGAUGUUGCUGUUAAAAAUCGAGAAUACCCAAACAUUUCAUUCUCUCGCCAGGGUAGUGGCGGUCCAGUCGCCGUUGAGCAUACUCACGACCUUUCAACAGAAGUCGGAAAAAAUUAUCGCACUGGUUCAGCUGACUCCGCUAGUUCACAUUCGUACAUUAUCAAAGGUAUAAAGCCACUGGACCAAAUGGGAUCUUCAAAUCAACGUGCCGUUGACCUGUCUGUGACGAUUCAUCGUAACACAAACAGUGGAUCAAGGACUAAAACGCCAGAUAUGAGAAUCGUUAAGGACAUCAGUGAUGCACCUGUCCAUUACGGUAAAUCUCAAUCUGGCACCCGAGACAUGCAAGCCCCUGAACAAAAUAAAGCUGCGCAAGGUUUCACACGCAGUCCUAAUUGGACGAACAACAAUGCCGCUUCGAGAAGCAAUCAAAGUAGCACAGUGUCGCCCAACCAUGGUCAAAUUACACUGAACGAACGCCAGUAUGAAAAUCAUUUAGAAAUGGGAGCCGGACCCAAAUCUCGCACUUUUCCAUUGGUUGAUGUUUCCCCUAUUAGCUCCGGCGCAUCAGCUCAUCAGAAGCCACACCAACCUCAUACGACCACUGCGGCGAAAACCUAUGCCAAAAGUUUUUCUCCAGGCCAAUUGCAACUGGUAUCCGACAAACCCAGUAAAGUUUCAGUUUGCUUUGCCAAAUCGCCAUCUGAAUUCUACAUCCAAUACUUUACGUUUCGUGAAAUUCUGAAACAAUUGAUGGUGAGCAUCGAGAACUACGCUACCAUGUCAGAUCCCCUUGUAAACCCAACAGAAGGACUACCGUGCCUCGCAAUUUACCCUGCAGACGGCUGUUGGUACCGAGCCCAAGUUCUGAAAGUCCUACCAGAUGGUAUCGGGGUUCGAUACGUCGAUUUUGGUAAUACGAUGAAAAUGCCCAACAACAAAGAUAACUUCCUAAUGAUGGAACAUUCGCUGAGUGAAUAUCCAUUUUACGCUACCAAAGUUAAAUUGGCUGACGUUUUCCCAGUCAACGGAAGUAGCUGGGAUAGGGACGUCUGUCUCAGGUUCAGAGAGAUAGUAGAUGAUAAGCCUUUCCUCAUGGAAUGUGUCCAGCAGGAUGAAGAUGCCAUUAGUGUUCGAUUGAAGAAUGGUGAUGGGUCUGAUUUAGUUACUCGUUUGUUACAAGAAAAUCUCGUCCGAAAAACACCGUUUAAAGCUUCUGACAUGCUGGAUCGUCUCACUAUUGCUACUGGAACUUCUGCUCUUCCACGCUCACCGCAAAUGGUCCAUAAUCAACAAAUCUCGCAUUCUCAGCCUGCUGGCUUAUGUAGUGGCACCGGCCCAACAUCUUCACCCGUCAAUAGAAGUUCACAAGCCCUGCAAAGCCCGCAAGCCGUCACUCCCAAAAGAUCGAUGGCCACGAGUUUAACGAUUCCCGGGCAAUCACCACUCCCAGUUCAUUCUCCAACUAGGGCUGCUUUGCGGCAGGAUACUAGCUUUAGUCAACCUCGUGCGCCAACUAUGACUUCUGUUCCGGUUCGCCCCAUCAGUUUGCCAAGUCGUCCGUUGUCAUCAGCACAUUCUCCAUUGCCACCAAAGGCCAACUCCAUCAUUGAAAUCCUGGAAGCUGGCAUGACGGUUAUUUUCCAAGUGAUUGUACGAGACAGUGGUGAUCGAUUCAUCGGUAUGCUUAUUCGUGACGAAGAAGAUAUGGGUAUCAUCGAAUUCAGUUCUUUGGCAGAAACCAUCGAGCCUGUUCCCAAUUUCCAACCAACUGUUGGAUCGGUUGUGGCAGCUCUGUCUUUGGUUGAUAACCAGUGGUACCGGGGCUGUAUCACGAAGGUGUUGAAGUCUUCCUACACCGUUCUCUAUGUUGACUAUGGAAAUGUCGAAGAAGGUAUCAUCUCAGUGAAGCCGAUUCCCUCAAGCUAUCGCCACCUUACGUUAUCUGUCAGACUGAGCGUUGCUGAGAAUUCUUCAUUGGGAAUUAAGCAAUAUGUGGAGGAGACCAUGGUUUUAGACAGCAGCCAUCAAUUGGAAGUUACUGCAAAGCGUACAAAGGAUUCGGUUCUGGCUAAAAUCAUCGGAGGAGAUAUCCCAGCUUGUGUUGUCCAAUUAGAGCCGUGGACUUCCUUUUUACCUAAACUUGAUGAGACACCUAUGCCCACUCGUGAUAUUGCUUCUCCAAACUGGGAAAUUGGGCUUAGCUGUGAAGUAAUGCCACUCGUUACUGAAGAUGUGGACUGCAUUUACGUUCAGGCUGUCACAGACGAGACAUUUAAUUUAACCUGCAAAAUUCAAAAAGAGUUAAAUGAUUAUCUACCUACUAGCAUAGCAGUAUCAACUAUUCCAGUUAUAGGAAGCUGCGUGGCUGCAAUAUUCCCAGAUGACGGAGAACUAUACCGCGCUCGGAUCGUUGAAACUACGGAAAAUUCUGUGUCUUUAUUCUAUGUUGACUACGGAAAUUCGGCCACUGUAUCCCUCGGCGACAUUCGAGUACUUCCUGAUCGUUUUUAUGAAUAUCCUGCCUGUUGCAAACGAGUUUCGCUUGCUCGUGUAGUACGUCCUGCAAGCCCUCUUCCAACUGCCGUCAGAGAUUUGCUGUCAAGCUGUGUUAAUAAGAUUUUCAAUAUGCUUGUUCUGCCGUCCACGUCUCAAUUCAUGGAAUGCGUCCUAACUCAAGACGGAAAAGUUCUGAAUGAGCUAAUCGUUGACAUUUUCGAGCAAUCGAACACCAGAACUGCAACAUCUCCACCAAACCAGAUGCCUAAACUUGAAGCCGCUUCUCCUGACACGGAUCGUAAGCGAGAAAGAGAUACCCCUGUUGACAAUACUUUAAGCGAAAUGUCAUACGACGAUGGUCCUUUUAUGGAGCUACCAAAAGAAGGACCUUUCCAAGCUAUAAUUUCGAACGUGGAAGGUCCCCAGCUAAUCAUGUUGCGUGUCCUGGAUGACCAGAUUUCUGCAAAACUUGUUCGUUUGGAGGAGGAACUGGAAGCCUACGCUGGCGCCAUAGUGCGUGGUUAUGGACCAAAGCUGAAUGAAAUCUGCAUCGCUCGUUACCCUGACGGCAAAUGGUACCGAUCAGCAUGCAUUGAUGAAAUUGCUGAUCCAGCUGGGAGACGUUAUAUGUGCAUCCAAGUUGACUUUGGUGAAACACAUAUUGUUGAUGUUGACGACAUCAGGCGUAUUCCUAAACGCUUGAUCGACUAUCUGCCUUAUCAAGCACAACAUACCAUCCUCGAAGGAACAGAAUCCAUGGAGGAAGUGAAGACCGAAUUGUCUACCCGGCUUGAUGAACUUUUACCCAAUAACAGUCAGGUAACUGUCAGUGUAGUUAGUCGUGUCGAAAUGGCAUAUGUUGUGCGUAUUCCAGAGAUCAGUGCAACCCUGUCUUCCGAGGGUUUGCUCUGAUUUUAUUUCGAAAACGGAACUUUUUUCUCGUGAUUGGUUUGAGCGCAGGAGUUUUCGGUUUCCAUUCGGUUCUUUUCCAAAUUAUUUGAAUCCGUGUAAUAUGUUUCUAACAGCCUCGACAGCUAUGUUGUAUUUUUUUUUUUCAUCAAAAUAAUGGAAGGGCUUUAAAAAGGACUAGGAUAAUCUUCCAAAUUCCGAAGUAGUAAACCUGUUUUCGUUGCCGACUAGAUCUGGAUUUUUUUUAAUAAAUACUUUUUAACAAUUUGACAAUAACUUGGUAUAAAGGC
Daphnia carinata is the source of this 6096-nucleotide messenger RNA. RefSeq lists its product as uncharacterized. The transcript is spliced from 15 exons. The record is from RefSeq and is a predicted model, not a curated record. Gene Ontology annotation, biological process: DNA damage response; regulation of protein ADP-ribosylation. Gene Ontology annotation, cellular component: nucleus. The coding region runs from base 203 to 5809 and encodes 1868 amino acids. Gene Ontology annotation, molecular function: histone binding; poly-ADP-D-ribose binding; RNA binding. NCBI's taxonomy places the organism in Eukaryota, Metazoa, Arthropoda, Branchiopoda, Diplostraca, Daphniidae.